AUGCACCAUAAGCAGGAGACUCUGGCUAAUCAACUCAGGGGCUCGCGUUCGACUGAUCCUCGAAAUCGCGGCGACGGCUCAUCCGCCAAAAACGCUUACUGGACACAGUCAUUGUGGAACAACCCCGACCAGGCCCAGUACGUCGUCAACCACAGGGGACUGCAACCGCCCUAUCAGUGGGUUCGUUGUACUCAGGGAGAGGCUCGGUACGACUUUGACGCCGGCUUCCCUGUGUACCGAGUCCAGGGAGACAGGGCCCGAGUUAUUACGAGCAUGGCCAACAGGAAGUCCAUGGAGAGGGCUCGAGGUGACCCUUUCCAUGACCAGUUCCGUGGCAUUGAGCAGGAGGAACGCGAUCGAGUUGCCCGCCACGAGUCAGUCGGCAACGAGGAGGAGAUCAUGGAGGAUCUCGACGAGGAGUACGAAGGCCAAGACCCGAGUCCCUUCGAUACAGCCAUGUCUCCAUCUCGCAUGGGUAAGUCAAAUCACAUCCGUCUCCUGAAUUCCACUGAAGUCAACCUCAUAGGACCAGGCUCGUUCAGCGGUAACGGCUCCCGCGACCAGACGCCAGUUCUAGGCGCACCGUUCACCCCUCGUCGUCGCGGCACCAAUAUGGUCGUCUCCUCAGGGACAGGGCUUUGGAAGCUCCCCACGUGGUCAAGAACUCGGCAGCUCUCCCCAUAA
Messenger RNA from Parastagonospora nodorum SN15, 684 nucleotides. RefSeq lists its product as hypothetical. Lineage: Eukaryota; Fungi; Ascomycota; Dothideomycetes; Pleosporales; Phaeosphaeriaceae. The coding region runs from base 1 to 684 and encodes 227 amino acids. The transcript has 2 exons. The record is from RefSeq and is a predicted model, not a curated record.